Phytophthora sojae is the source of this 852-nucleotide messenger RNA. RefSeq lists its product as hypothetical. The transcript is spliced from 3 exons. Gene Ontology annotation, biological process: regulation of protein ADP-ribosylation; DNA damage response. Gene Ontology annotation, molecular function: poly-ADP-D-ribose binding; histone binding. NCBI's taxonomy places the organism in Eukaryota, Oomycota, Peronosporomycetes, Peronosporales, Peronosporaceae. Gene Ontology annotation, cellular component: nucleus. The record is from RefSeq and is a predicted model, not a curated record. The annotation marks the transcript as partial.
GCCUUUGUGGACACCUUGGACAUUCGGCUGUGCGGUCCGUUUGACCUGCUCGCGGCGACGGACAAGAAGGAGGUCACUACAGACAAGCCCCUGUAUCUGCACGGACGCUUCUUCGCUGACCCCCCAGAGGUGGCGACUGUGAUGGUUGACACGGCAAGUGACACGGGCCGACACUGGGGGUGCUUCAGAGAUUCUCCUGAUGAAGUCCCGGAGUAUGUCGUUCGUGCGGAGAGCGGCAGUGAGUGCAAGUUUGACAUUGUUGGGGGUAGUCUGUUUCAGAUUCUGGAGAGCGCGUUGGGAACGCGUCGGUCCAGUCUCGGCGCUGACAAGGCUGCGGAUUUACGUAAGAAGAUCGAGGCCCAUCGCGGCGAGAAAUCUCGUUCGAGGGCCCAGUCGGAGACGGCGCUUCGGGCUAAGCGAGCGAAGGAGAUGGUGGCACCAUCACUGCACCAGCUGGGCAUUGUGGUCCCGGUGGACACCAAAACGAAUACAGGCUAUCGCGAGCUGCCCACCACCGGACAGGACCUCGCAGACCUGCUGCAUCAACUAGAGCAAGACGCUGACAAGAAGUUGCCGACGCGUAAGAGGUUGAGUGAGCUGAUCACGCGGGCGACGAUUGCCAGCGACGAGUGCGACUUUGGGACCGGCCUGCUGCUUGGCCUCAACGUGUUCACCGCUGGCUCGUGCCUUGAGGUGCAAGGAGGCACUGCAGCUACUUCGCGUCGCGUACAUGCUGCUGCGCCGCGCCAACUUUUACAAAGUUGCGUCCGGCCACUGCAAGCACCGCGACCACGACGACACCAAUGCAAGUAUCAACUCCAUCGUCGACUCCAGCUCCGAAUCAUCGGGUAA